This is a messenger RNA of Cyprinus carpio (common carp), 3345 nucleotides long. It is a transcript of the gene wdr93, whose product is annotated as WD repeat domain 93. The transcript has 15 exons. Gene Ontology annotation, biological process: electron transport chain. NCBI's taxonomy places the organism in Eukaryota, Metazoa, Chordata, Actinopteri, Cypriniformes, Cyprinidae. The record is from RefSeq and is a predicted model, not a curated record. Gene Ontology annotation, molecular function: protein binding. The coding region runs from base 130 to 2166 and encodes 678 amino acids.
UAUUGUUUAUUAUUUCGUUGUGUUAAGUCACACCGCGCGCCGCUCCAGUCAUCGCAACCGCGGAGGGCUGUCGUCAUGACAACCUAACAUUCCGGAAGAACUUCACUAGAGCUUCAGCGAAAUAACAAGAUGGCUGUGAAUGUCAGAAGAGGUUUGGAGAUCCCAGAGCCAUCAGAUUACAGCAGUUGUGAAGACGAUGAUGUGACUUAUUUCACAGAUCUGCAGCGGCCUGAUAAUAAUCUACCAGAGUCUGCGAGAGUGAUCAGUAAGCUGUUAAAUAACCUUGUUGACAGUGCAUGGGAAGUUAUAUCAGAGCAGGAGAAGAUCAAGAGGGAUGAAGAACCAGCAAGACAAAUUCCUGUGCUGAAUGCUACUAAAGAAAUGAAGCUUCCAGGCAGAACUAAUAGCAUUGUGAGCUCUGAUGAUGGACUUUACCUGUUUCUGGGUCACACUCAUGGUCUGUCAGUCAUCAGUUCAUCCACUCUCACCUGUGUAAGAACGUGGCAGGAUGAAAGAGUGGAGAUUACAAGCAUCUCUUGUGCCUCUCUGGGAAAUGCCACACACCUCUUAUUCACAGUGGAUGACAUGGGUAUCGCACGGCUUUUUGUGCAUCACAUGGAGAAUAUUCAUUUAAUAAAAGUCAUCAAUGAAACUGAAGAUAUAAACCAAAGAAACAUCUGUGCAAAAUUUGAAGUGUCUAGAAGUGGGGACUUUGGAGCUGCAGUCAUGACAUGUAAAUUUCCUAUUAAAAUAUGGAAAUGUAAUAUAAAACCAAAAAUACAGUUAACUGUGAGUGCUACUGAUUCAUUAAUGCUGUUGUGGUGUAUUGUCAAUGAAGCCAGUGGCUCUGUUUGGCUGGAUGUCUAUCGCUUCCCACUAGAUGUGUGGCUCAAAGAGCUGGAAACCAAACAGGCUACACAAACCCAACAGACCACAGAAGCCAAACUGUCUCCAGUAAUCUUACUCAUGAAGAUCAAACCUCCAGAAAUUCCUGCAGGAACCUCUCUGAAAAGUCCAUCUGAGGUCCUGCAGAAGACGGAGGAAGGCACUAUAAUAGGCUCAGGCCAAAAUCACCUCAUUAGUAGUCGUCAAUGGGAAAACCAAGAUGCAGCAUUUAAGAAAAUGUUCAUGAAGUACCUCAGCUCCAGCUCUGUGAUGACACCACAGCAAAAAGCAGAAGGACCAAGCAACUGUACUCUUCACUUCUUAGUGCGUGAGGGGUUUCAUUCAAUGUCUGGGGAAGCAAAUGCAGCUAGAGAUAUUCCCAUUGCUGUGUGCCUAUGGUGGAAUGGCAGCCAUAAUCUCUUAGAGUAUCUUCUGCUGAAGACCCUUAAAGAGAAGGACAGUGAACCCAGGCCAGAUGUUUUGUGGCCUAAUUCUCAGGAAAUCCUCUGCUCUGCCGUCAGUGCCUGCACACGGUUCAUUGUUCUAGGGCUUGACGGUCAGCUGGUUACUAUAUGGGACAGACGGUUUGGAUUUCCAUAUGCCAAUAUUGUGAUCCCAGGAGAUGGUGCCAUUUGCAGGAUGAAGCUUCUUUUGCAGAGUCAGUUGCCAGGCAAUCCGCUCUUUCAGGGUCCCUUUUUACCCACACUACAGUUAGUGCUCACUUGCAGAAAUGGGGCAUGUUACAGUGUGACAGCAGGCGGAGGAGGAGACACAUGCACUGUUGCACUUAUUGAAAGACCUGCAGGCACAGGCAGUUCUGUCACUGUUGCUGAACCUAUGCCCUUCCUGAAGUGUCUGAUUUUUUUGAUGCAGAGAAAUGGGCAAGUAUCCAUAUGGGAAACGGAGGAUGGAGCACCAGUAUUUAUCUUAAACCUGCCUCCAACUCAUGUGCUGGGCUCACUCAGGGAACCUGUGUGUCUGCUUGAGCCAGUCCAACAAAAACUAUAUAUUUCAGGUGACAGAAAAAGACCUUUGAUGGAGGUGACUGAUAGGAAUAAGGAUGAGACCUCUCUCUUCAUCUUCAGCUUUUCAGAAUGCACACUGAUGGAUCUAUACCGUGUCGCGAGUCCAGCUGUAAGUGAAAAAGAGACCAGAGCCACACUCUCAGAUUUGGAGGAGGCCUGCAACCUUUACUUUAAGGAAAGAGCUGACUCUUGGAAAGAGAGGAAAAGAAAUUUGGCUUUCCAAUGGGAGCAGCUUUCGAAACGUGAUAUUAAAUGAUGCUUCAUAUACUACAAAGAGAUCCAGACAAGUCAUACUGACAGACAGAGAAUGCGUCUUCUUUUUUCUGUAUUAAUGAGGAUCAAAUGUAUGCAUGCAUUAAUUCAUCAAUUAGCCAGAGAAAAUACUAUGUUUACAUUUUUGCUGUCAUAUAAAAAAAAAAAAAAAAAAAAAAAAACAUUGAAUACAGUACAUUUGAAAUUCAAAUGAAAGUUCAUUUCAGUUCAGGGUUAUUAGGAGAUUACAUGUCAUUUUCAGAAGAAGCUCUUCUACAUGAAGCCAGGCCAGUGCAAAUGUUUAUAUGUGCAUUUGUCUUAAUAUAAUGUUUAUAUAUGGAUGAGGAAUCUGUGCAUUUGAUUAAGCUUAUUAUGACUUGAUUCUAGCAUUUUUCCAACAUUUACAGCUCAGUUGCAGUAAGUAGUUGUUAUCUACUUAAAGUUCAAGUAAACAAAAUUCAGUAUAGUUGUUAGUAUAUCUGUUAUGCACAGUCUCAUGGUCUGUUCUGAAGUCAGAAAAUGUUCAUAUAAUAUCAUAGCUAAUCGUGUCUCCCACACAUUAUACUGAAUGUCACCACAGUUUUUCUGGUUGCAUUGUUCUUAUUUAUUUGAUAUGUUGGGCCAUAGGCACUGGUUUUUUAGAUUUGCUCCACUUAAGUCUUUUCCGGCAAGCAAAUCAUUUCAAGAUUAGUACAUUAGUACCGUUUGUGCUGAACAUCAAUUUAAUUGAAUUUGAGCUUUAAUAUUAAUCAGUGUAACUACUUUUUGCUUCCUCAGGCAUAUUAAAAUCCUCCACCAUUCCAUGUUAUUCAUGUCAUUUUGUUUAUCCAAGUUUUUAGUUACAUUUUUACUUUAAUUGGACUGCCCAUGGGCAGUGGGGAGGCAGUAUCAUGAUUUUUGUGAGGUUAUGGAACAUUGCACGAUUGCAUGGUCACAGCCCGUAUAUUCAUGAGUUGCAUGAAUUUAAUGAUCUGUGCCUUCAGUUGCAAACCUUCAGGUUCCAAUUCAUUUUAUUGUAAUUUCAACUUUUAAACCACAAGACAAAACAGGGUUACCAUAAGCAUAAAACAAUACUCAAUAUCUAUAAUUUUAAAUCACUGUACACUUCAGUUAAGUAGAUACAUAAAAGAUCCCUGCUCAUUUUGCUGCUGCCAGAAGAAAUGCACAAGAUCUGUAUUAAAAU